Messenger RNA from Parascedosporium putredinis, 252 nucleotides. The record is from the annotation of a GenBank genome assembly. NCBI's taxonomy places the organism in Eukaryota, Fungi, Ascomycota, Sordariomycetes, Microascales, Microascaceae.
AUGGAUCUCGUCUCGAGCAUCCGCAAAUCCGGUUCGCGAGGCGGCGUCAAUUUCAGCUGGGAUGAGGUAGCCAACUCGUCUCACCGGGAAAAUUACCUGGGUCACAGUCUCAAGGCCCCCGUGGGCCGAUGGCAGCAGGGGCGGGAUCUAGAAUGGUACGCCAAGAACCCGGCCGAACCGGCCAAGGAGGGAGAGACGGAGCAGGAAAGGGCGGAGAGAGAGAGGAAGGAGGAGCUGAGGAAGUCCCGGUGA